GUUUUUCCAAUUGCCCAGGUGGUUUUAUCAAAUCACAUUUAUCUCGUCAUAUCCAUGUCGAACGUCCUUUUAACUCGAGCAUUCCAGGGAGCGUCUGGCGUCCUAGCAGUACCAGAGCUAUAUAGUUAUAACUUCCGCUUCUUCGCAUCGAUACACUGCCGCUUCGCAGUUGGCAAAUGUCGCAGUAUGCGGCGAGUUUUGCAACACGGCUUUAGCCGGCAUUUACCUUCAUGUCCAGUAACGUCACCUUCUUGGCGCAUCGGAGAGCAGCAGUUUACUACCAACACGUGCAAUUUGUCACCAAGGGUCCUCUAACAAGCCACACAACUUGCUAAUGUCAACGUCAGAAAGAUCUCUACCCACACUGCGAACCCCUUGUUCUCCACUUCGAUACUUCCUGGCUUUUCCCUGAUGGCUCUUAUCUCCAUUUUGACGCUAAGUCCGUUACGUCC
Cucurbitaria berberidis CBS 394.84 is the source of this 452-nucleotide messenger RNA. RefSeq lists its product as uncharacterized. Bases 55 to 315 code for a protein of 86 amino acids. The transcript has a single exon. NCBI's taxonomy places the organism in Eukaryota, Fungi, Ascomycota, Dothideomycetes, Pleosporales, Cucurbitariaceae. The record is from RefSeq and is a predicted model, not a curated record.